Messenger RNA from Eleginops maclovinus (Patagonian blennie), 3248 nucleotides. RefSeq names its product sphingomyelin synthase-related protein 1-like. Gene Ontology annotation, molecular function: sphingomyelin synthase activity; protein binding; ceramide cholinephosphotransferase activity. Gene Ontology annotation, cellular component: endoplasmic reticulum membrane; Golgi membrane; plasma membrane. Lineage: Eukaryota; Metazoa; Chordata; Actinopteri; Perciformes; Eleginopidae. The record is from RefSeq and is a predicted model, not a curated record. Gene Ontology annotation, biological process: ceramide biosynthetic process.
AUGUCAGUGUGCUUUGAUCAGCAGCCCAGCAUGAGCAGCAGCUCUUCUUUACUGGUGUUGUUUAUUAAGGUCUCUUCCUGUUUGGGGUUGCUUAGUUGUCAGAAGCAUGUUGGCCAUGGAAAACUUAGCACUGCUACUUCUUCUGCCAGCAUAGUGACACUGGAUUCAUGUGGCAUGGAAGCAUUAGAGGACAGUGUGAGUGCCUGGAGCUGUAAGCAGGUGGCCCAGUGGCUGCAGGAAGGAGGUUUCGGGGAGUAUGUGGAGUUAUUGUGCGGACAGCACCGCCUGGACGGCCCCAGCCUGCUGGCUCUGACCGAGCCCGACCUGCGUGGGCCUCCGCUGGGCCUCACCGUGCUGGGAGACAUCAAGCGGCUGACCAUAGCUCUCCGACGGCUCCAGAGACGGAACCAGGCGCAGCUGGAGGAGCUGGGUCUCCGACCUGCAGACAGCCCCGCUGCCGAGCCAUUGCUGGGCACCACAGGGAGGGAGUGGAGCUGUGAUGGAACUGACAGGAGGUGUAAUGGAGGUGAUCGCUUUUAUAAUGGGACAGAGCUGAGGCUGAGGAACGGUGACAGAUCCGCAUUAUGCUCAGCAGCUACAGCACACACACACUAUAACGGGAGGUGUAGGCAGCACCUGUCAGGCAGGUUGGACCCAGAGGUGUGGAAGACGAUCCUCAGCUCCAUAUAUGUCUUUUUUGUGUUUGGAUUCACAUCUUUUGUCAUGGUCAUCGUACAUGAGCGAGUCCCGGACAUGAGGACAUACCCCCCACUCCCUGACAUAUUUCUGGACAGUGUUCCCAGAAUCCCUUGGGCUUUUGCUAUGGCUGAAGCCUGUGGCCUCAUCCUGUGUUACAUGUUUAUAUUGAUCCUUCUCCUCCACAAACACAGGUCGAUCCUCUUCAGACGGCUGUGUUCUCUUAUGGGAACUGUGUUCUUGCUUCGUUGUUGCACCAUGUUUGUCACAUCGCUCUCUGUGCCUGGGCAGCACCUGAAGUGUUCCAGUAAGACGUACGCUGAUACCUGGGGAAAGAUGCAGAGGGCAUUAAUGAUCUGGAGUGGGUUUGGGAUGACUCUGACCGGCGUCCAAACUUGUGGAGACUACAUGUUCAGUGGACACACCGUUAUCCUCACAUUGCUCAACUUUUUUGUAACUGAAUACACUCCACGAACUUGGAAUCUGAUUCACACCAUAUCCUGGGUGUUAAACCUGUUUGGGAUUUUCUUCAUCCUGGCGGCUCACGAGCAUUACUCCAUCGAUGUGUUUAUCGCCUUCUACAUCACCACCCGCCUCUUCCUUUACUACCACACCUUAGCAAACACCCGCGCCUUCCAGCACAGCCGGAGAGCGCGCAUAUGGUUCCCCAUGUUCUCCUUCUUCGAGUGCAAUGUGAACGGACCUGUCCCCAACCAGUACCACUGGCCGUUCAGCAAACCUGCCUUCAUGAAAACUCUGAUCGGAUAGAGUCAAAAUGCAGCAGCAGUAAUGAACAAAGACAGUUAUAUUAAAGCCUGAAUGAGAAAAGUUUUAUUUAAAAUGCCGCUUCCUAUCUUGAUGUGGGAGUUGUUUUCCCUCAUUUCUAUAACUGAAUGAUUUAAAUUUUGUAACUAAUCUUAUAAUAGUUUGACAUUUGGGGAAUAUGCUUAUUAGCUUUCUUUUUUUUUUUUAGCUAAAAAAGAUGGUGAUAGUUAUCUUAGCUUAGCAUAAAGACUGGAGCUGGAUUAUAGGGCCUACAGGUACAGAUGAUUUUGUUUAUUUUUGCUUUGAUUAAUAACUUUUGAUUGAUCAUAUUCCACUUUGGGAAUGUUUAGUGGCUGUUGGCUUCACUUGACAGCUACUGUACACAAAGCUGUAUUGCAGGUUGAUACUGUAGUUGGCACUUUUUUGGGAAUCGUUGUGGUGACAGUUUACAUGUUUUUUUGCUGCAAGAGAUUUCACACCUGUGUGGUAACUACUAGGAAAGGGAAACGGUUUCUUUUGUUGUGCAACAGGAAAACUCCACCUGUUCUCUAAUGAAAGAGCUCUGUUUCAAUCACUUUUUUAUUAUUUUCACUUUACUAAUUGAACUCUUUGUUGUAUUUGAUAAUGUCCUUAAUGGGAUAGUGUAGCCUCCCAAACUCAAACAAAUAUCUGAACAUUUAUUGUAAUGUCCAGUUUUGCCAGUAAGGCCUUUGUAUGAUUUUUUUUUUAAAUCCUAAUUUCAUACCGUUUUAUGUUUUUAUUCCAGAUUGUUAAUUGUGUAAUGAUUAUAGAAAGGUGUGGACACUUUAUUGUCCAGAGUUUACCUCUGUUGCACAGUACAAAGACUUUACUUUUGGGUAACAAAGUUUCAAAGUAUAUUGUUUACGUCAUGGUUGAUCCAAAGUAUAUCUUUUAAAUAAUUGUUUACAAUUGUUUUGCUUUAUUUGCAAUGCAAGUAAUCUAUCUCUGCCUUUUGGCUCAGCAAUAAAAGUUUACACAUGAGGAAAACAGUUUUUAUAUUUCAGAUUUUCCUUGGCUGCUUUUUCACAAAUGUGUUUCUUUUUGUUGAAUCAAAUUCAUUUGACAUACGUUAGAAAAUUACACAUUGCUUGUGCUUUGUAAAAACAUCAUCUAUCAGUGGGGAAAAUUCCAUGAUUUUGUAAGGUGUGCCUCUAAUACCAAUAUAACUUCAUACGUGGUUCUCUUCACACCUUAAAAUAAAUCUCUGAUUAGAGUCACAUCACUUUUCAAACAUUAUCAAUAAAGAUAUGCGUAGUUGCACACCUUAAUAUAAAGCCACCAUGAGAGAGUUCUCACACAGAUCUGCUUUCUUUUGACCGAUUCACAUCAAAUCUGAGGAUGGCUUCUCUCCGAGUGUUUGUUUGCCUGCUUGGACUGGUUGUCUUGUGUCACUGACUGCUUCUUCGAGGAGUUAGUGCUGAAAGACCUGAACCAUCCUCCAACAGGGUGUGUGGAUAAGGAUGGAAAGCAGCAUGAUUUUGGCACUGAAUGGGACAGAGACUGCAUGGCCUGCUCUUGUACGGCCGAGGGCAUGAGCUGCUGUAGCAAGAUCCCUGAUGCGGACACAGUGAAUGCUCCAGCACACUGUGAGCUGGUGGUAAAUAAGGAGGCCUGCACCUUCAAGACGGUGAUGAAGUCAGACAUGACAAAAGAGUGUACCCCCAUCUAAACAUACCAAACGUUUGUUAAAUGUUUGAUAUUUUAUCAACUAUUGUAUGCCGUGUACAGAACGUACAAUGAAUUACCAUUAAAAGAGACGUAUAACA